AUGGGCGGCGAGACACGGCGCCCAUCGGGGGACGACUCGGAGAUCUCGGGUUUGCCGGCUGCCCUGGCCGCGUCUCGCCCCCCCGGUACCUCCGACAGCACGGGCCUCGGCUGCUCCUGUCUCUCGCAGAUCAUUGCCUUUGACGAGCUGCGCACAGACUUCAAGAACCCCAUCGACCAGUGCAACCCAGCCCGCGCGAGAGAACGCAUCAAGAACAUCGAAAGGAUCUGUAACCUGCUGAGGAAGCUGGUCGUCCCGGAGUACUCCAUCCACGGGCUGUUCUGCCUGAUGUUCAUGUGCGCUGCAGAGUGGGUGACCCUGGGCCUCAACAUCCCCCUACUCUUCUACCAUCUGUGGAGGUAUUUCCAUCGGCCAGCGGAUGGGUCAGAGGUCAUGUAUGACCCUGUGAGUGUGAUGAACGCCGACAUCCUCAACUACUGCCAAAAAGAGUCCUGGUGCAAAUUGGGCUUCUACCUGGUCUCCUUCUUUUAUUACCUGUACAGCCUGGGCGACUACGGCGGCCUGCUGGGGUCAGGGCGGACGGGGAUCAGCUACGUGCGCAGAUCGCGCUCUGGGGCGGGGCUAGCGGAGCAGGCCCUGCGCGGCUCCCGGCGCGGAUUGGCUGGAGCCUCGCUGCCCCCCCCUUCCAAUCACCUCCGAGCCUGCGGCAUGACUUCGUUUUGUACUGUGCGCGAAAAAAGCAGCGACCCCUGUCGGUGCUGA
This is a messenger RNA of Lepisosteus oculatus (spotted gar), 723 nucleotides long. Lineage: Eukaryota; Metazoa; Chordata; Actinopteri; Semionotiformes; Lepisosteidae. The record is from RefSeq and is a predicted model, not a curated record.